UUUGUAUAUGUUUGAAAUAUCUAGAUCUCAUUCUUAUUUUUGUUUUUUCAAGUCUUAAACAUUUUUUAGAAUUUAUGUAUGUUUUCGACACAAUAUUAUAGUAACUUUGAUGAAUAAUGAACUGCUCUAAGAAAAGUCCUCGUAAGACUGAAUAAAUAAAAAUGCCGAAUGAAAUUUAAGACACUAUGACCUCUCUAAUUGAAAAUAAAAAUGAAUUUGCUGCGCCAGUUAGUCACAGCGUGGGAUCUCUCUCCAGCUGCAAAAUGCUAUCAACACAGUAUAUAAUGAUUCUGGUAAUGGUGCGGAACACCUUGUUUUUAGUAUUAGGCAUAAUUAUAGGCGUGCGACUCACGGAUUUUGUAGGCUACCUGAAGCUGUGGAGGAAUAACGACUUAGGGGCGAGUGAAAAGGCGGCGCUGCUGCAGUAUCCGGUGGCCACGGAGGAGCACCUGGCCAUCUGGCUGAGGCGGGAGGUGCGAAUCCUGUGUCUGGUGCUCACCAUGCCAUCUUCGCACAGCACGAAGGCAGCUCGUGUCAAUCGCACGUGGGGAGCACGCUGCAACAAACUCAUCUUCAUGAGCACCAAAACGGAUCCCCAUCUGAAUAUUCUCAAGAUUAACAUAUCCGAAUCUCGGAAUAAUCUGUAUGCCAAAGUACGCACUGGGAUGGGGUAUGUCCACAAGCAUCACUUGAAUGAGUACGACUGGUUUCUGAAGGCCGAUGAUGACACUUAUGUUGUAAUGGAGAACUUGCGUCUGUUCCUCUACCCCUAUGAUCCCGAAUCGUCUGUUUACUUUGGCUGUCGCUUCAAAUCGUCUUAUUCCCAGGGCUACAUGUCCGGUGGCGGAGGAUAUGUGCUAAGUAGGGACGCCCUGCGUCGUCUGAACUUAUUCGCCCUGAACAGCACCACCACCUGCAAACUGAACGGCGAUUCCGAGGACGUUCAGAUUGGACAUUGCCUGCAGGACGUGGGUGUAGUGGCUGGAGAUACGCGGGACUUUCAAGGACAUCACCGCUUCCUGCCCGUCAGUCUGUGGACUUUAAUUCCCUUCAUCCCAUAUGGCUCCUGGAUGGAUAGCUACUUCUUCCAUCAGCCAAAUAGAAGCGAUUGCUGCUCUGCAUCGGCUAUAACCUUUCAUUAUGUCAAAGACAUCGAGUUUGAGUUUUUCGAAUUCUUUUUGUACUACCUGAGGGUCUUCGGACUGCAUAGGACACAAAGGGCACUUCCUUCGCGUUUGGGCUUCAGGCAGAUGAACGAGCGUCUGCAAUAUUGGGCCCACCAAGUCGCCGACCACAAAGGAUAACUUAAGAUGUCAAAGAUGAUCCUGCCAAUCAACACGUUACCAAGCAUCAAGAUUUUAACCAUUAGCACAAUUAAAUGAAUAUUAUUUUUGAAUCGUAUUGUUUUUAAUUGAAAAUAUGUACUUGUCUAUUUUUAAUCGCUCGUCAAAAAUAUCAGUUAUUUUAGAAUUCAUUAAUUAUUAUUAAUAACCUCGUCAUUAUGUGUUAAAUAUAUUUAAAUAAUAACCUUAGCGAGAACUAUUUCCGAUAAAGAUAAUUAAUAACUUUAAACAAUUUAUAAGGUAAUUUUCCAAGCAGAAGUACAAACAAUUUUCAGAAGAGCUUUAAAAAUUGAUAAUAACAUAAUUUAUUUAUAUGUGUAUGAUGCGUUAUGUUAAAAGAAUUGAUUGUUAAAUUAUUUCUUGUAUUUCAGCCCCACGCCUGCUGCUCCAGUUCCCUGAUCAGCUUUCACCCGGCCAGGGAGUAUCCCUUUGACCUCUGGGAGUUCUUCCUGCAUCGCCUCAGUGUUUUUGGCCACCCAAUGGGGGCAGUGGAGCUGCCGCCGCGUCUGAACUUCCGGGAGAUGCAUGCCCAGCUGCGAUAUUGG
This is a messenger RNA of Drosophila elegans, 1888 nucleotides long. RefSeq names its product glycoprotein-N-acetylgalactosamine 3-beta-galactosyltransferase 1. The record is from RefSeq and is a predicted model, not a curated record. The coding region runs from base 186 to 1304 and encodes 372 amino acids. Gene Ontology annotation, cellular component: membrane. The transcript has 3 exons. Gene Ontology annotation, molecular function: N-acetylgalactosaminide beta-1,3-galactosyltransferase activity. NCBI's taxonomy places the organism in Eukaryota, Metazoa, Arthropoda, Insecta, Diptera, Drosophilidae.